This is a messenger RNA of Astyanax mexicanus (Mexican tetra), 885 nucleotides long. RefSeq names its product ferritin, middle subunit. Gene Ontology annotation, biological process: intracellular iron ion homeostasis; iron ion transport. Gene Ontology annotation, cellular component: cytoplasm. The transcript is spliced from 4 exons. Gene Ontology annotation, molecular function: ferric iron binding; ferrous iron binding. The coding region runs from base 151 to 681 and encodes 176 amino acids. Lineage: Eukaryota; Metazoa; Chordata; Actinopteri; Characiformes; Acestrorhamphidae. The record is from RefSeq and is a predicted model, not a curated record.
CUUCCCUCUCACAGCUUCAGGAAGAUUCCGCAGAGGUUCUUGCUUCAACAGUGAUUGAACGGAACUUCUUCCUCCCUCCUGCACUAUUUAUUAUACAAGAGUUUAUUUUUCUACAGCCUUUUUGAUAAGAAAAUAAAAAAAUCAGCCGAAAUGACUUCUCAGAUCCGCCAGAACUACCACAGCGACUGCGAGGCCGCCAUCAACAGGAUGGUCAACAUGGAGUUCUACGCCUCUUACACCUACACCUCCAUGGCUUACUACUUCUCUCGGGACGAUGUAGCCCUCGAAGGGUUCGCUCAUUUCUUCAAGGAGAACAGCCAUGAGGAGCGUGAGCAUGCAGAGAAGUUUCUGGAAUUCCAGAACAAGAGAGGUGGACGUGUCUUCCUCCAGGAUAUCAAGAAACCUGAGCGUGAUGAGUGGGGAACUGGACUGGAGGCCAUGCAGUGUGCUCUGCAGCUGGAGAAGAAAGUUAACCAGGCUCUGCUGGACCUGCACAAGAUCGCCUCAGAGAAGGGUGACCCUCAUCUGUGUGACUUCCUGGAGUCCAACUACCUGAACGAGCAGGUGGAGAUGAUCAAGAAGCUGGGUGACCACAUCACCAACCUCACCAAGAUGGACGCCGGCAACAACAGGAUGGCAGAGUACCUGUUUGACAAGCACACUCUGGGCAGCAAGAGCUAAACCCAGCUCCAGACUUCAUCAGAUCCACAUACUUUGCACUUGAAAUCUGAAAUCAUCUAAGAUAAACUGCAGGAUUGAGUUGUGGAGUAUGACGAGUAGCUCCAUCUUUUAUUUUGCAUUCUCUGUUCUUUCAGCAAGGUGAUGGUGGAUGUCUAUAACACUAAAUUGUAACUGAAUCUGAUGAAUAAACAUUUUGAACUGAAA